Messenger RNA from Sorex araneus (European shrew), 1266 nucleotides. RefSeq names its product endomucin (gene EMCN). Lineage: Eukaryota; Metazoa; Chordata; Mammalia; Eulipotyphla; Soricidae. The record is from RefSeq and is a predicted model, not a curated record. The transcript is spliced from 12 exons. The coding region runs from base 59 to 859 and encodes 266 amino acids.
UCCUCAGUCCCACACCUUCUCCAGUGCUCCCCGGGCCCCGGCUGAGCUCCGGGGCAGCAUGCAGCGCGUGGCCGUCGUCUGUCUCCUGCUGGCCGGCCUGAGCAGCGGGCAGGACUCGGGCACUGAGCUCUCCGACCCCCCUGCAGAUGUUGAAAAGAAAGACACUCCCACAGUUUUAUCACCAGAUUCUUCAACAAAAGCAUCUGAACCAACGUCGACUGCAACAUCACCACCAGACCUUGUUGCGCAAUCGACAACUAAAGCGGCUUCUGACGGAACCACCACCACAAAACCCUCAAAUGUGUCUCAACAGCCAACAGAUCAGUUGUUAAAUGCAACAGCUAAAGAGGAAGGAGCCACAACCAAAGAAGCCCUGAAGGAUCUGGUAACUCAAGCAACAACGGGCCCGACACCCACACCCACUGCUUCUACAGUACCCAGCACACACCCCAAGACUGAGAACCAGAGCGCAGUCCCAACACCGGAAAGUCCAGUUAGCACUUCGCGACCAGAUGCACCAGUUUCUGAAGUCAGUGUGUCACUCUCAACAGCAGGGACAGUUCCACAGAAUACCUCACAGCCUCCAGACGCUGUGGACGCCAGCAGUGCCAGCCCCUCAUCAACCAGCCCGUCAUACUCCAGUGUUAUUUUGCCAGUCGUUAUUGCAUUGAUUGUAAUAACACUUUCCGUGUUUGUUCUGGUGGGUUUAUAUCGAAUAUGCAGGAAGACAGACCCAGGCACUCAGGAAAACGGAAACGACCAACCUCAGUCAGACAAGGAGAGCGUCAAGCUUCUCACUGUGAAGACGAUUUCUCAUGAGCCUGGUGAGCACUCCGCACAAGGAAAAAGCAAAAACUGACAGCCUGAUAAAUGCUUCCCACAGCCGAGCAAUAAAUACGCAACACUUUCAGAUCCUCUGGUCCCGGGGUAAAAAGGGAGACGGCCCUUUGGACCCUGCCAGGCACCCAGGCUCGCCCGCCCACACCGGCCUCCUGUCCAGGGAAGUGCUCCUCAGGUCUGUGGUAACUGCACAGAAUCCCACGGCAUGCACCUCCCGCCCCCGACAGGGAGUCUCUGCUGGGGCGUGUGCACACUGCAGCCUCACGCCCGGGAGCGGGCAGGUCCCUCUGACACAGACGUUCCCAGAGCCCACAGUUUCAGAAACCCGGACCUUCUUCAUGUUCUCAGAUCACCUAAAUUUUGUAUUUAUUGUUUUCCACUAUGUUAAUGCAGGAGAAAAAUUGCAAUUGUGUGAUUAAAUUCUGG